Messenger RNA from Cryptotermes secundus, 3836 nucleotides. RefSeq names its product differentially expressed in FDCP 6 homolog. The coding region runs from base 58 to 1842 and encodes 594 amino acids. Gene Ontology annotation, cellular component: nucleus; cytoplasm. The transcript is spliced from 9 exons. Lineage: Eukaryota; Metazoa; Arthropoda; Insecta; Blattodea; Kalotermitidae. The record is from RefSeq and is a predicted model, not a curated record.
UAUGAAUAGCGCUAAGCUACUCGCGUACAAGGUGUUAGUCAUGGUCGUCAUGGUCAUAUGGUCAUAUGUUUGUGUUUGGGAGUGUUAAAUAUGUCUGUACUUCUUCGGAACGUAACGAAUAGUAUAUGGCAUGCCUUUAAUUCUCUGACGACAGAUAGAAAUGGACUUGUUAUGAAAUCUAAGCUUAAGGUCUUGACUGCUAAUAUCGGCACUCUGUUAGAUGUUUAUGGAGUUGAAAAGGGGUUGGAACAUUUUCGCAGUACAUCAAGCCUAAACUUCGAGCAUUACAAAUAUUACCUUCAAAAAGAGGUGUUCACUUCCCUUCCUGACUCUGCCUUGUCUCUGAGUGCAUUGAGAGAUUUGGAAGAAAAGAUAGAUGAAGUUUGCUGGCUGGUGUGUCAGAAACGUUACUUGGAUCAAAGAGAACGCCCUGUAUUCCAAGAUAAUUGUGUAUAUAAGUUAUUCCGCAUCUUUUGUCUUCUUGCCGAAUUAGUACCAGAUGAUAGUACUGACUUCCAUGACUGUUUUCAGGUUCUUCUCCAUGUUUCGGAAGCUCGUGCCGUAGCUUGCCAAUUGGCUUCUGCAUUGGGAAUGUCCGAAAAUGAUGCAUCAUUAUCAGGAGUUGUAUCAUUAGUUGGUGUGACAACGGCAUUCCGUUUCUCUACGUUUCUCGCUAUUCUUGAAGCAAAAUGCGUAGGUGGAGAUCUGGACAGUUUCACUGUGGAGCAAGAUUGUAUUGAUGAGGCAGUUACAGACAUGUACAACACGUAUCUGUAUGAUGUAAUCAAAAAAGGUCCUCUUUUGAAGCGAGGUUAUUUAUUUCCCACUCUACGUGAGUACUGGUUUGUCCUGCAACCCACAGAACUUAGCUAUUACAAAGCACAGGAUGAGCGGGAACAGUGUGGAACCAUUACGCUUAAUGCACAUUGUCAUGUGGAUGCCUGCCCUAGCAGUGGACGGGAUAAGGUACAGAGGUUUAUGCUGUAUACUGGAGAACGUAACUUUGAGUUAGCCGUGCUAGACCAUUGCAGCCGCUUGCAGUGGCUAUCUGCAUUGCAGACUGCAAUUGCUCAUAGCUCAGGUACUGGAUACCAGCGUCUGCAGGCCCAUCGUCGCCGACAGCAGCGUGAUGUAGCAGAAAAAGACCGUCGCAGCGAAGAAAUCCGCCGUCGUAGCAGCCAUCUGUUAGAUAUGGAACAGACCCGUGCUCAGUUGCAGGCUGAAAAAAUGGCUCGAGUAGCAGCUGAAAGCCAGGCCCGUGCCCUCGAGGCUAUACAUCAUGAAGAAGAACGGAAGCUCCAAGAGUUGGAAAAUGUUCGUGCCAGACUUGAAAAAUUACUGGAAGAGGAGACUCAAGCCAAGCGAGAUGAAGAGAUUGUACGAAACUUGCAGGCUAGAGUCCUAAGGGAGGAGUGGGAGAAGCGUGAGGAACUGGAGCAAUUACAAGAAGAACAAAGUAUUUUACUUGAACAAGAACGAGAGAAGAGGCGGGAGUUUGAGUUUAAACAACGCGAGAAAGAGACUCAGCUGCUAAAGGCAGAAGAGCGAUUGAGGCAGCUUGAAGAAGAACGGUUGCAGCUGGAUAGAGAGCUUAAUUCUGCAAGAGAUAAGAUCUUGAUGUCUGAGAAGUCAAAAGAGUUGCUAGAAGCACAGCUCAGGGUAAUUGCACCUCAGGUACGUGAGUCAGAUCGCGUGAGACGUGCUUUGAGCUUCAUGCCAUCUACAAAAGAACGGCCAAGUGUGGUUACCAUUCGAACCCACAGUUUGCGUCGACCAAUACAAAGCAAUGGCCAGAUGACAGAUGACAGUGACGUAUCAAAGCGAUUCACAGAUGGCGACUGAGAUAAUUGGUACUGGUGGUCUCCAUCUGAAGCUGUUUCAUUAAAUUGUGUAACAUAAUGCAGCACUGUGAAGUUAUAAUGUAGUCAGUAUGUGAUUUGUGUGUCACAUACUUUGUUCUUUCCUGAAAGAACUGGGACAUUCUGUAAGAUGGAGAUCUUUCACAUAAAGGUAAAUCCACACUGAGAGUUUUUCGUUCACUCUGUUGAUCAAAGUGAGCAGGGAUAGCUCAGUCAAUAACAUAAAUGAUUAUGUGCUGCAUGGCUGGUGUUCAGUUCCUGGCAGAAGCAGAAAUUUUUCCCUUCACCAGCACAUUCAGACCAUCUGUGGGGCAUGCCUUCCUUCUGUUCACUUGGCUCUGGGAGUAAUGUGGCCGGAAUGUGGAGCUUUACUUCUAGUUUCCCUGUGCAUUCUCGACUUUUUACUUAGGUACACCAGCAACUACCAGAAUUUAACAAAACUGAACACAAGAUUAUGGUUUUCUGAUAUGUGACACCACAUAGUCUGCUACAUAGAUACUAACAUUUUUCUGUCUCCAGGGUUCUAUAUUCAGUUAUGAAGAUGUAAGCAGCAGGUUCUUCUGGAACACUAGUACAUAUCUGCUGAACUAUAUGCUUUUAAUUUACAGAAGGUCAUAAUCUUAAUUCAAACAGUUAAUUUCCAAAGAUUACAUGUAACCUCUGCAUUUUUAGUAUCAUUUGGAAAAGCAAAUAAACGUGUUAAGACACACAUCAGCAUACAUACUACGUGUAACAGAACAAUGGUGGCAUGCAUUGAGUGUUAAAUUAGUUAAGUUAUAAAAUUUAAUUAAAUGCAUCCUUCAUAGAAAAAUGUUGCUGACCCCUGGUUAAACUGUCCAUUCAAACAGUAUGUAUGAAAUGGUAGAUCUUACAGAAAAUAACUCUACAUGAAGCAGAAUAAUUCUUGUAUCUGUACAUGACAAAUGGCAUGUGAAUCAUGAGAAUUACUGUGACUAGUUUGCAAUGUGUUAACCCUUCAGUGCUACACUGAACAUUUGUUUUAAACCAAAACAGCGAAACAGUUAAUACAAAGCACCAUAAUUGUUAGAAACUUUUUUUUUAAAUGUUCACAUUACAUACAGAAUACUAUACAAAGUCAUUAAUAAUGCUACACACUUCUACAAAUGAAAUUUGGUAAAUUAAACUUUGUUACAUCUCAAGAAGAAUGUGACAUUACCUUAGUCAUUAAGGUUGAAGCAUUGAAUACAGAGACUGGCACCCCAUUUUUCACACCUGUAAAGUGUCGUUCCUCUUGCCAUGAUUAGGACACCACAUUGUCUCUGUGGUCUUCUUUGCUUCUUGGGUCUUGAUGAAAAAUGUUUCUUGAACUGCCCUGGCUCCUGAAGAAUUAUUUGAAGAAGUUAUUUAUUUAAGAACUUUUUUUAAGUGUCAACAGUUUAAUGCAUUUCAUUUUGGGCACAACUACCGAUAGAAUUUUCUGUUCAACAUCUGUAAUUCUGCAUGUCUCCCUAAAUGAAGUCCUAAGAGAGUGGAACCCUUAAUAACCCUUAUUUUAUGCUUCUAUAUGUAAGAUUUUUCCUCAUUAAUCUUCAAUGUCAAUUAUUAUGUAAGUAGUCUGAGUUAAAUUACUUACACUAAAGAUUUUCCUCAGUUUGGUGUUAAAAUUCACUGCUUCCUAAAGAAACCUUAAAUGUGGGAUUCACUUGUCAUUAUUUGAAUCAGCACCACAAAGAGCACAGUGAGUGACUUCAUUGUCACUAGUUUUUUUUUUGUCAGUCAACUUCCUUAUUGAAAUGGUUAACAGGGUUCCAUAUUAUGGUACUGAUUAUGUACCAUCAUCAGACCUUCCCAAGUGGGAUGUGCAAAGGAACUUCUCUCCCUUGUACAUUCCAUCCAUUUUUUCUAAAUACUUUUCAUUCUAUACAUAUAUUAUUACCAUGAUUUAUCUCAUUACAGAACGUACUCACUACUGAUUCAACACUUAAUAUACUGUAAAACUUACUUUACACAUAAGCG